Amoebophrya sp. A120 is the source of this 3308-nucleotide messenger RNA. The record is from the annotation of a GenBank genome assembly. Lineage: Eukaryota; Dinophyceae; Syndiniales; Amoebophryaceae.
UAUCAAGAUAAAUCGACACUUCAAGAAUUACAAAUAGCGUUGCUCCACUCCGACAACUUGGAGCUUUACUCCGACAACGACCAGCACUUUAUUAUCGCCCCUUACUUUCUACGUACUUGUCCUUUUCUGUGGGAAUACUAAGCUUGAGUCGUACAAAACGAAACUUUUAGCUUUCGUAGCAAGAAGAUCUUUAAGUUCUUUUUCUUUCUACUCAACUACGAUGAUGUCGCUCGCCCGCGGUUUUUUGUUCGCACACUCCCUCCUUUUCUGGUCCCUGCUCCCGCGGACGGCCGUAGCAACGAUCGGCGCUCGCACGUUACAGCGAGUUCCGGAAGCGCUGGGCCUCACGGAUGCAGGUUGGCACUUGUUGCCUGACGCAGGACGGAUUAUCGCCGAAAAGCUGGCCACCGAUACCCAAACCCGCCUGCAACAGUUUGCGGCGAGGGUGAGGAGCGCCGCAGGACAUGCUCACCUUGCCGCAGUGGACGAGGCGGUGGAUAAGGGGAAAUUGCCGACCCAGGCCCUGUCCAUCUGGGAUAAGGAGUACCAAGAAACGAAGAAACAGUACUGCCAAACCAGACAUGUGCGCUCGGGCUCGCGGCAGUAUUUUACCCAGAAAGAUAGCAACACACUCCUCGACCCCAACGUGCACAGCUACAAACAUUGGAUUCCGAACAAAAUGAAGCAAGCCUACUUCCUCGACUGGUGGACGUGCUACGUGGCGCGGAAGCUGCUUUAUCCGCUGACGGCAGCACAACUAAAACCUGACUACGGUCACGACCAAUUCGCGGAAACAGCCCUCAGGAUCGCGAGCAAGUUCCUAGAGACGGCAAACUUCCCGCCAAAUGUUGUUCCCAUCGCCACGGCCACUGCUGGUCCUGGUGGAAGCGUGGUCCCGCCAAUGCAGAAUGGUAUCGCUGCCGCGGCCUCCCACCAGCAACGAAAUUCGUUCACAGCUUUGUUCGCCUGCCACACGACCACAGGCGACGAGGAGGUGAGUAGUGCCUCAGAGGGGGAAUCCCGAAGGUCAUCCUCCGAUGCAGCUGCUGCUGCACCAAGCGGUCAGCGAAGGAGCUGCAGCACAGGUCGGAGUCGGACGAAGCAAAAGAAACAGAAGCGCCGCGCCGCGAGCAAACAAGAAAAGGGCUCGGAAUUAUUCAGAGAGACCUGGCGAGCUUGGACGAAAGAGGGCAAGUUGGCGAGACUCCCGAGUUGUCGUUCUCUGUUUACGGGCAAGUCUCCGGACGAGCGAGUCAAGCUGUAUCGCGCGCUCUCGGCGGACUGGGUGGAGCGCCGCGCGGACACGCUCCUGGAUUAUCAACAGGACAUUUUUGAGGAGUUGUUUGUGGAACCGACCGCGAGGCACGUGGAAAAAUUGAAGCAGGCGUUUGAGCAAAUUCAAACAUUCUCCCGGCUUGAGCGCCUUUCGGUCGAGGACGCCCGCACGCUGCAACGAAUCUUGGCGGAGGAGAGCGCGCUUGCCAGACAGGUAGACGAGGGCGCGAAAAUGUACAUCCGCGCACGAAACGAGGGGACGGCGCAAAUUGUCGCGGAGCAGAACGCCUUUGCCAUGCUUGUCCGUGCCGGCGUGGUGGUCGACAAGACAAGGACUAAAUCAGUGCGAAUCGAGGAGGCGUCCCUAGAAUACGUAGUGUCUCUGCAGCUCUUCCGGGAGGAUACCACCGCCGCGGAGCUGCUGCAGAAUUUGAAGACCGUGUUCGCGUACAGCGUUUACCGAGCCACCAGCUAUCAUGGCCUCGUCCUGGAAAAGUUUUGGAAGGUUGCGCCGCCGUUCCUGUACACUUUAUUGAUGUAUGAUGCCUACAAGAACGGAUACCCGGAGAUGCCUGCGUUUUUAAAUACUUGGUCGACGAAACCACCGCUGCAGAAGGUGGUAAUGGAAUUUCGCCAUGCCGCGUUGUGGGUCCUCGAGGAUGGGAGAAAGGCCGCACACGAUAAAGUGUCGCUCAUCUCCCCCACUUACCGCGCAGAGUGGGACAGAACGGACAGGUACCGGGACGGGAUGCGGCAACGGCAAGCCGAGGUUCGCAAGCUGGUGGAUACCGUCGUCGACACCGCAGACCCGCGUAAGGACCCGCGCCUUGCAACUACGUGGAAAGACAACGAAUUUGCUCGAUCGGCAAUCGACGUCUUGGUGAAGAGGAAGACAAUAAUUAAGCCAAAGCCUGUCGAUAUUAGAUCAGAUAUUGCGAAGGGCGGCAACAGUGCCGUACUCAAGGAAAGCGACGACAUUGUGCGCACCGCCAAGCACCUUCUUCGAACGGUUUACGAAGCCCAGUGGCUGCUAUCGAAUUUGCAAGUCCGGGCUGUGGGACUCUCCCUGGAGGAGGCAUUGCCCGAAGAUAACCGCGAACAUCUCCGGGAGGAACUGUUCAGGAACUGGGCGGAAGCAGCAGCCAAGCUCUCGCAACGCGCUACCUUGCAGGUGCAAAAGGCUGAUAGUCGUGGUGUCCCAUUGCCCCCGGUCCCGGUGCCAGCCGAAGUUGCUCUGCGAGUGCGGCUGCCCGCGUCCAUGGAGGGAGCUUGCCAGGAACUCCUAGAGCAGGAAACACAAACAGGCGCAGCACCAGCACCUGGGGGCCGCGCAAAAGACGAGGAGGACGAAACUCGUCAGAAAUCCGAAUCCGAAUCCGCUGAAGAGAAAGCUUUUGACGAAGGGGCUUUGCGCUACGCCCAACUAGCGAAGUCUGAGUGGCCGAAAUUUUUGGACGAGCUGUGGGAACCCCGGAAAGGAAUGAUGCAGAUCAUGGAAAAUUUUCGGAAAAAGAAAGGCAGUAAGGACGUUUUUCCGAACGGUGUCCAUCCUACUUGGGAACGAGUCAACUCUUUAUCCAUCUUUGCAAAUGCGUCUGGUUCGCAAACAAGCUGCUUUUGAUCCUGAAAAUUCAACUGUGGAUGAGUAUAGGCCUUUUCAUCCGGUUCCGGUCGUGGACCGAGGCAUGACAAAUCUUUUAGAGGUUUGCUCAUGCGUACUACAGCGAACUUGUACAGCUGCUGUGCGUUACAGAUUACAAUCUGCGUUUGUGCAUGGAUGUGUGCAUGGAUGCAACACUCAAAACGAACUGGCACUCUAGAAGUCCUCGGGCAUGAGGCAAUAGAGAUUCUACCGCGAUUCGAGACGCGCAAUAUCAUCAAGGCUGCACUUGUUUUCCAGACCCAGACGUAUUUUUUGCAAUGCAUGCACUUCGCUUGGUGGCAAGAACAGAACCUCGGCUGUGGGGUUCUUGACAAAUUUGGAUGGGCAUGCGCUUGCGGCCGUCAAAAGAGGACAUAACUCCCUCCUCUAA